Tachyglossus aculeatus (Australian echidna) is the source of this 1011-nucleotide messenger RNA. It is a transcript of the gene TSPAN33, whose product is annotated as tetraspanin 33. The record is from RefSeq and is a predicted model, not a curated record. NCBI's taxonomy places the organism in Eukaryota, Metazoa, Chordata, Mammalia, Monotremata, Tachyglossidae. Gene Ontology annotation, cellular component: membrane. Bases 17 to 859 code for a protein of 280 amino acids. The transcript has 8 exons.
CCACGACUGGGGGGCCAUGGCCCAAAGACAGGCCCCCUCGGCUGAAGAGUUCUCCUUCGUCAACCCCGUGGUGAAAUACCUGCUCUUCUUCUUCAACAUGCUCUUCUGGGUGAUCGCAAUAGUGAUGGUUGGCGUGGGAGUCUAUGCACGACUGAUGAAGCAUGCAGAGGCAGCCAUGGCCUGCCUGGCGGUGGACCCAGCCAUUCUCUUGAUUGUAGUGGGCAUCCUCAUGUUCCUGCUCACUUUCUGUGGCUGUAUCGGCUCCCUGCGGGAGAACAUCUGCCUUCUGCAGACGUUCUCCGCCUGCCUCACCAUCGUGUUUCUGCUGCAGCUGGCUGCCGGAGUCCUGGGCUUCGUCUUCUCAGAUAAGGCACGGGGAAAGGUGAACGAGAUCAUCAAUAAGGCUAUUGUACACUACCGUGAUGACCUGGACCUGCAGAACCUCAUCGACUUUGGCCAGAAGGAGUUCAGCUGCUGUGGAGGCAUCUCGUACAAGGACUGGUCCCUGAACUUGUACUUCAACUGCACGGAUGACAACCCCAGCCGGGAGCGCUGCUCCGUGCCUUACUCCUGCUGCCUGCAUGUCCCCGGCCAGACGGUGAUCAACACCAUGUGUGGCCAGGGCAUGCAGAGCCUUGACUACCUGAAGGCCGGUGAGGUCAUCAACACCAACGGCUGCAUCGACAAGCUGGUCAACUGGAUUCACAGCAACCUCUUCCUGUUGGGGGGCCUGGCCCUGGGCUUGGCCAUCCCCCAGCUGGUUGGCAUCCUGCUAUCUCAGAUCCUCAUCAAUCAAAUCAAAGACCAGGUCAGGCUCCAGCUCUACAACCAGCAGCACCGGGCUGAUCCUUGGUACUGAGCAGACACCGGGCUACCCAAACCUGGUACCAGGUGGGCACCAUCAUCUGGCAGCGGUGGGCACAGCUCCACGUGAAGAGCAGAGAUGAUUUGACUUCCCCCUCUCCCCUUGACAGCCGGGCAGAGGGAAGCCUAGAUGGGCAGAGUAGCCAA